Messenger RNA from Papilio machaon (common yellow swallowtail), 1576 nucleotides. It is a transcript of the gene PRL-1, whose product is annotated as PRL-1 phosphatase. NCBI's taxonomy places the organism in Eukaryota, Metazoa, Arthropoda, Insecta, Lepidoptera, Papilionidae. The record is from RefSeq and is a predicted model, not a curated record. Gene Ontology annotation, biological process: protein dephosphorylation. Gene Ontology annotation, cellular component: nucleus. Gene Ontology annotation, molecular function: protein tyrosine phosphatase activity. The transcript is spliced from 6 exons. The coding region runs from base 931 to 1446 and encodes 171 amino acids.
CCUGAAAUGUCAGUGUGCUAAUUGCGAUGGCGGUUCAUAUAGCUGCCAGUGUUUCUGGCUUUAUCAAUUAUAUAUAAGAGAGAAAUGUGUAAAUGUAAACAAGACGCGGCGGCUACGCGCAGCGGCAACCGCUGCCAACAUCUGUUGCGCAUUGGCCCGUAUCAGUGAUGCUCCCCUUAGUCGUCGCCUCUAAAACCACUUGACGAUAAAAUAUCCUUCCAAAGUAUUCUCGGUACCUGAAGAUGCCAGUACAAUAUCUGGCGAACGAUAUAUACAACUCGGUGCUCCUGGGACUGUUCUCUGUUGCCUCUCAGAUGUUGAACGCUCGCUGUUUUGUCCGUUUUCUUAGAGACCUGGGCAUUUCUUCUGUGGCGACAUUGAUGGAGUUCCGCUUGGACAGCGCGGAGUACUGCCAGGCCCAACACAAAUAAAGUGCGGGCGUGUGAGCGAAAGAGCAGCGAGCACCCGCGGGACCCAUGCGGCCGGGAGCGCGCCCAGACACCCCAUACACACGCUAUAUGUUGCUCAUACACCCACAGCUUCCUUAAAUCCGAAUCCCGCUGCUGAUUGGAGCAUAUCAUCACUCUCAGUUGCCGGAGUUCAACCGAAGAGGAAUAAAAACAAAACAACUUAUGUUACGCGGCUGAUUCCUUAUUAGUUUUCGAUCCCCAUUCUGAACCUUCGUUUAUCCGUCUUCGAAUGUGCUCGAGCGUUUGAAGGCGACAUCCAUGCGGGUGGUUUUCAUUAUAUAAUUGGACCCUUUUUAAAGAAAAACCACGAAACUGAAGUGUGUUGUGUGGAAAUAGAGUGACAAUUUGCCUGUUAGACUCUGACGGAUACCUGCACGUUCUGUCGCGAGUGAAGUGAGGUCACCAGCUCGGUGUGGAACAUCGUAUCGUAUCGUAUCGCUGAGACACGCCCGCAACCGCCAUGAAGCAAAAGGACAUUCGGCCGGCGCCCUCGCUCAUCGAGUACAAGAGCAUGCGCUUCCUCAUCACCGACCGCCCCUCGGACGUUACCAUACAGUCUUAUCUGCAGGAGUUGCGCAAGCACAACGUGUGCACGGUGGUGCGCGUAUGCGAGCCCAGUUACGACACGGCGCCGCUGCGUGCUGAGGGCAUCAUAGUGCGCGACCUCGCGUACGACGACGGCACCUUCCCGCCGCCCAACGUCGUUGACGAAUGGUUCGAGAUCCUGCGCGACAAUGCGGCCCACAAGCCCGAGGCGGCGGUGGCGGUGCACUGUGUGGCGGGUCUGGGCCGCGCCCCAGUCAUGGUGGCCAUCGCGCUCAUCGAGCUCGGCAUGAAGUAUGAGGAGGCAGUCGAGACCAUACGCGAUCAGCGUCGCGGCGCCAUCAACGCCAAGCAGCUGUCCUAUCUGGAGAAGUACCGGCCCAAGUCGAGGCUGAAGAAGAACGGGCACAAGAACUCGUGCUGCGUGCAGUAGCCACCGCAGCCGCAGCCGCAGCCGACAGCGAAUGUAGCUCUGCUUUCACACACACACUGACACACGGAGCACAACCGACUAGUUUGUAACUUAGCAACACAACAGAACCCCCCCUCCCCCCACCCCCCUU